Molecule: messenger RNA, 2430 nt
Organism: Mixia osmundae IAM 14324
Lineage: Eukaryota; Fungi; Basidiomycota; Mixiomycetes; Mixiales; Mixiaceae
Exons: 8
Coding region: 236-2209 (657 amino acids)
Cellular component (GO): nucleolus
Molecular function (GO): ATP binding; nucleic acid binding
Source: RefSeq, a predicted model, not a curated record
ACCUGGUGAACUAUGGUGAGGUCUGCUGUUCGAUUCAGCAGACGGGCAUUUUGCUGCCGCUCCAGGCCUAUCCUUUUGCUGCCCGCCUUCGUGCCAGGCAUGUCUUCUUUGUCGCUACAUCCGCUAUGUGUCGCCAGCAAGAGAGCGGGGCACUUUGUUGGACCUGAGCAGCUGACGACGGCCGGCGACCGUACGCGCAAAUAUAAAAGCUGCUAACUCUGAGCGCCGGUUAGACAUGUCAGCGAGUGCGGGUUCGUGGGAGACGCUCAAGCCGGCGUUGUCACCAUGGCUGCGAGAUGCGGUGGGCGCAUUGGGCUUCGAGCAGAUGAUGCCAGUGCAAGCGUCUGUCAUCCCACUGUUUAUGCAGCACAAGGAUGUCGUUGUCGAGGCUGUAACGGGCUCUGGCAAGACGCUAGCGUUUGCGAUACCGUUACUCGAGGAGAUGAUGCAGCAUCAAGCGAUGCUCAAGCCAGGACAAAUCGGGGGAUUGAUCAUCUCACCUACUCGCGAGCUUGCUGUACAGAUUCAUCAGACAAUUGACAACUUGGUCAAGACGCAACCCUCUACGAGCUCAGCGGUUAUACCAUCUCCUUUGCUGCUCAUAGGUGGCAUUAAGACGCUGCAAGAGGACCUGUCAGAUUUCAGAUCACUGAAGCCAUCGAUCCUAAUUGGCACCCCUGGUCGACUUGAGGAAUUUCUGCUCGGCUCAUCCUCUAUUCAGUCCAUUAAAGGCAAACCAGCUCGCAAAUCUUUCGUCCCGAUCGUAUCACUUCGAAAUCUAGAGAUGCUCGUACUUGACGAAGCUGACAGAUUGCUCGAUCUUGGCUUCGAGGCUGUGUUGACACGACUGCUCGCCAAUAUGCCGAAACAGCGCCGGACCGGCUUGUUCUCAGCAACAAUGACAGACGCACUCGCUGCACUCGUUCGAGUCGGUCUCAGAAAUCCUGUCAAGAUUGUCGUCAAAGUCGAGGCAAACUCGACCCGAGGCAGCCAGCAAGUCAGGAUGCCAGCAAGUCUCGAGAACACUUACUGCAUCAUGAAGCCGUCUCAGAAGCUAUGUCAGCUUGUCAGGCGCCUCGCUCGAGCAGACGUCGAGCCUGGCCAAAAGACGAUCGUUUAUUUCGCUACUUGCGCCUGCGUCGACUACUUUUACAAGAUUCUACGAGAGCAGGUCGAGCUACAAGAGCUGGCCAUCUACUCGCUGCACGGAAAGCAGACUGCUGCCAGGAGAAGCGCGACCUUUGCAGCCUUUGUCGACCUCGACGAAAGCAGAGCAGGUGUCCUGCUCUGUACAGAUGUGGCUGCACGAGGUCUCGACCUCCCGCAGCUUGAUCAAGUCAUCCAAUUCGACGCCCCUCAAGAUCCAAAGGUUUACAGUCAUCGUUGUGGUCGCGCCGCUCGCGCAGGUCGACAAGGCAUUGCCUGUAUAUUUCUCACUACCGGGCGUGAGGAAGAAUACAUUGACUUUUUGCGCGUUCGCAAGAUGCCAAUGUUGAAUUCGACGUAUCUGGCAGGCCCUGAUAGUGACAUCGAUAGCGAUCAAGCCGCCGAUGUAUUCAACGAGUCCGUCCGUGCGCUUGUUCGAAAGGAUAGAGCGCUACACGAGCAAGCGGUGCGAGCGUAUGUGUCCUUUGUCCGCGCCUAUUCGAAACACGAGGCUUCAUUCAUCUUCAAGCUGUCCGAGAUCGACUUGCCCGGACUCGCAAUGUCGUACGGCCUUUUGCGUCUACCGAAGAUGCCCGAGCUCAAGGGUUGCGAACUUGCGUCAUGGCACCCGAUCGAGCUGGAUUGGGAUCAUUACGCUUAUGCAGACAGGGAGCGCGAACAACGCCGUCUCGAGGAGCUCAAAAGUGAGAGCAAUAGGCGGCAGCCGUUGCGAGCUGCAAGCGGGCGCGUAGACAAAAAGCAACAACACGAGCCAUGGUCGAAGAAGCUAGCCAAAAAGGCAAGGCAGCUGCCGAAGCCAGCACAAGGGGGACAUGACGAGCAGGUCCAGCUUGGCGUCACGCGUGCCGAGCUCGUCGCUACCAAAUCACCAGGGGCUGACUCGAAGCCUGCGAUCAAACGGAAGACAGACGCUCCUUCGAGUGACAGUGCCUCGGAUGACAGUGAGGGUUCUGGGGACGAGCCAAAGCGGCGUUUGCUGGCUAAGCGCAAAGCCAAGAAAUCGAAGAAGCCUGCGCGGGCCUGCUUUAACGAUCUCGAGUAGGAGCAGCAAACAAUGCAUGCAUCGCGUCAAAGUCGAGCUCCGAGCGCUAUGAGCUAUUAGCUAUCAGGUACAUUUUCAGGCUCCGAAUGCCGGAUCCUGAUUUGUGCGCUUCAGCUUGUGCGCGCAGAAUUUAGGCGAGAGGCGCAUCUGAGAUGGGCAUCAGGACCGGAGUGCUGCUGUUUGCUAGCUCCUUCCUGCUCGGUGCAUUCUUUACACACUGG